This is a messenger RNA of Penicillium olsonii, 996 nucleotides long. The record is from the annotation of a GenBank genome assembly. NCBI's taxonomy places the organism in Eukaryota, Fungi, Ascomycota, Eurotiomycetes, Eurotiales, Aspergillaceae.
AUGUUAGAUGUGUUGCAGGUGGAUACACAUCCACCAGACCAUGUUUUUCUCCCCGAAGACAAGAUUCACUCGGCCACAGAUUCUGACAUUCCAUACUCCACAUCAAAGGUCAUCAAGGUCCCAGGCUUGGGGAACUUCAUUUUGGACUCCGCAGACUGCUCGUCCAGAAAAGAUGCUCAGCUGUUUCGCAAAAAUGUGCAAAAUCUGGCUAUGAAGCUUCAGCGGGUCGAUGCAGACAGUUUUCACCUACUCAAGUGCCACGGCGUCGCUCAUGUAAACGACCCACAGACCAAACAGCUUCGAUCACUUGACUUUGUUUUUCAUUUCCCCAAAGGUUGUCUUCAGCCUCGAAGCUUACGGAGUCAUCUUCUUUCACGGGCAACUCAUUCACUCAGUGACAGAAUCGGCCUUGCCAAGCAGCUUGCCGAAUCCAUCACCUAUAUCCACGUCCUUGACUUUGUGCACAAAAAUAUUCGCCCCGAAACUGUCUUGAUCUUUGAAAAAGGAGACACUCAUCUAGGUCCAUUAUAUCUCUUGGGAUUUAGAGCAUUUCGUUUAGUGGACAACAAAACUUUCCGAUUGGGGAACUCAGUCUGGUCUGAAAACAUCUACCAACAUCCUGAUCGACAAGGAAGCAACCCUAAUGCGGACUACACCAUGCAGCAUGAUAUCUACAGUCUUGGGGUAUGUCUGCUUGAAAUUGGGCUUUGGGAAUCAUUCGUGAGCAAGGAAGGGCAUGGGAGCCCUUUGCUGGCUGGUUUUGAACAUGAUCCUUCGGCAUUCAUUGGAGAACGGUCGAUGAAGGAUCAUUUCACGACACUUGCGAGAGAAAAAUUACCUAUCAGGAUGGGAGAGAUGUUUACAGAGGUGGUCGUCAAUUGCUUAACAUGUAUGGAUGAGACGAACGAAGACUUUGGCAAUCAGAGCGAGUUCGAGAGCUCGGAUGGUAUUCUGAUUGGGGUCAAAUACGUCAAAAAGGUAAAGUGCACACGGUGA